This is a messenger RNA of Tachysurus vachellii, 544 nucleotides long. RefSeq names its product serine/threonine-protein kinase pim-1-like. Gene Ontology annotation, molecular function: ATP binding; protein serine/threonine kinase activity. Lineage: Eukaryota; Metazoa; Chordata; Actinopteri; Siluriformes; Bagridae. Gene Ontology annotation, cellular component: cytoplasm. Gene Ontology annotation, biological process: protein autophosphorylation; regulation of mitotic cell cycle; negative regulation of apoptotic process. The transcript is spliced from 4 exons. The record is from RefSeq and is a predicted model, not a curated record. The coding region runs from base 1 to 483 and encodes 160 amino acids.
AUGACAUUUGAAGCACAGCGCGUGGAGACGCCAAUUGUUCUGGAGAUGGACAGCCCGAGCGCAGAGUGUGAGCACAGAGGAUUUGAGUACUUGAUGGAGGAGAUCAAGUCAAGGUACUCAAUAGGAAAGCUGCUGAGUGAAGGAGGUGAAGGUGCAGUAUAUGCAGGGGUUCGUCUGUCGGAUGGCACCGAGGUUGCCAUAAAAGUUUCCCAGGUGGACCCUUACUUGGGAAUGAUAACCAUCCCUGGAGAGACCACUCCCAUUCCCACUGAGGUCAGACUGAUGAAGAUGGUCUCCCAGCCAGUCCGUUGCCCGAAAAUCCUGGAGCUGCUGGAAUGGUUUGUGGUCCAGAACAACCUGGUGCUUAUAUUAGAAAAACCAAGCCCCUGCAUGGACCUCCUGGACUUUUGUGAACUCCAAGGAGGUAAGCUGCCUGAACUCCUGGCGAGGGACAUCAUGGUCCAGGUGGUUCAGGUGAGGUGAGGGCUGCGGUGGAGGAGGAAAGGUCCAGCAAAGCAGUAGGAAUGGCACGUCAGGGUGCCUG